AAAAAAAAAAAUGAUAAAUCAUGAUUAAAAUAUUACACAAUCAUUGUAAUUUAUAAAAUGAUAUUCUUGUCAGAAUUAAUUGCGAAAUCAAAAUAAGGGCAUAAAAUCUAUGUAAUGUAUGUAUGUUUAUGUGUGUGGGACGUAUCUAAUGAAAUCUGGACACAAUCUGAUCCAGCGAUGCAGUAGUUACUGAUCUUAAAACCAAAACAUAAAAAAAGAUUUUUUUUCUUUCUAAAAAAGAUAAAAUAAACAUCUUAUAAAGAGGAGAUCACCAUUGGAGAUCUCUCCGAUUCCUCAGCUCAAAGCACCCCCACAUACAUACACACACAAGUAUUGUUGCGUUUUCUCUCUCUAAGAAGACUUUCUCUUUCUACGUCUUGGUAUUAUUAUUUGUUCCGGUGUAAUACAUCAAGAAAUGGGUAGUAGUUUCUUUGGGAGACCAAAAAUGGGUGGAUCUUCGUCUUCAUCACCAACAUCGUCUUCUCCGGCAAAGAGAGGGAAGAACAAGAAUGGUUCUGACAAGCCUAAGCAGCCGCAGAGAGGUCUGGGCGUGGCACAGUUGGAGAAGAUUAGAUUACACGGCGAACUUAAUUGCAACAGUUUCAAUACUUACCCUUCUUAUCAUCCCUCAACUUUCAGUCCUCAGGAUGAUGUGAGAAGUCAAGGAGAAUAUCCAUCUAUACCAUAUUCAUCGUCGUCGGUUCAUUAUGGCAUUCAUCCAAACAUGAUGAUGAAUGCAAGUAAUGAUCAAUAUGAGAGAACAACCACAAGAUACAUAGAUGCUCAGCCUUACAUAGCACCAAGUUGGAACCCGAACUACGGUAUCUUGGAAAGCCAACAUUUUGUGGAACCAAACACAACCAGACACUUCUUACAUGAGGAUCCGAGAAAUAACUCGUUCGGAUCGGAUAUUGAGAACUUCCAGACGAGUGACGCAACUGAGCCAGAUUUGGAGCUGAGAUUAUCACUUUGAGUAAUGAAUAAAUUCAUAUUAUUUUUAAAGAGCCCAUAGAUUUGUUACACUCAAAAAGUUAGACAAUAAUAAUAUAUAAUUUAGGUCAUCAUUUGAUUUGUGGGCAUCAGAUUUUGAUACCAUCAAGAUGUUUACCUUUUCGACAAAGUAUGCUUGUAAAUCUACAUGAUUUUCAUAUAUAUCAAAGUAGUCAUAAAGUCAUCUCCGUA
Molecule: messenger RNA, 1182 nt
Organism: Brassica napus (rape)
Lineage: Eukaryota; Viridiplantae; Streptophyta; Magnoliopsida; Brassicales; Brassicaceae
Product: protein SPEAR3-like
Exons: 5
Coding region: 416-973 (185 amino acids)
Molecular function (GO): DNA-binding transcription factor activity
Source: RefSeq, a predicted model, not a curated record